AUGUCAAUUAAAAUUAAAAAUUUUAAAAAAAAUAUUAUUAUUAAUAAUAAUAAUUUUAUAAAUGAAAAUAAUUGUAAUAAUAAUAAUAAAAAUAAUAUUGUACAACUUUGUAUUAUGGGCGAUGGUGGUGUUGGUAAAACAGCAGUAACAACUCAAUUUAUUUCAAAUCAUUUUGUUUAUUAUUAUGAUCCAACAAUUGAAGAUUCAUAUCGUAAACAAAUUUGUGUUAGUGAUAAAUCAUAUAUUUUGGAUAUUCUCGAUACUGCUGGUCAAGAUGAACUAACCGCAAUGAGAGAUCAAUGGAUUAGAUCAUGUGAAGGAUUUGUAUUGGUUUAUUCAAUUACAUGUAAAUCAUCAUUUAAUCAAGUUUUAAAUUUUAGAGAACAAAUAAUACGUGUAUUGGAUAGAGAUGAUGUACCAAUUAUGAUGAUUGGUAAUAAAUCAGAUUUGGUUAAUGAAAGACAAGUUACCUAUCAUGAAGGUAAAGAAUUGGCUCAAAGAUUAGGUAUGUCAUUCAUGGAAGUCUCUGCUAAAAAUAGAUCAAAUAUUGAUGAAGUUUUUCAUGAAGCAGUUUGUUGUGUUAAAAGAAAAGAAGAAUUAUAUAGAAUUAAAUCAAAACAUGUAAAAAUAUUAAAAAAAAACAAAAAUCCAUUAAAAAAAAAAAUUAAUGAAAUUUGUAAAGUUAUGUAA
Dictyostelium discoideum AX4 is the source of this 690-nucleotide messenger RNA. RefSeq names its product Ras GTPase (gene rasV). The record is from RefSeq and is a predicted model, not a curated record. Gene Ontology annotation, biological process: signal transduction. NCBI's taxonomy places the organism in Eukaryota, Evosea, Eumycetozoa, Dictyosteliales, Dictyosteliaceae. Gene Ontology annotation, molecular function: GTPase activity; G protein activity; GTP binding. Gene Ontology annotation, cellular component: plasma membrane; membrane. Bases 1 to 690 code for a protein of 229 amino acids. The transcript has a single exon.